UUCUAACAUUGAUUGAAAAGUUAAUUUAUCAAAAAGAACAAACUAGUUCCAGUUCUUAUCUGUUGUUAUUCUGACUACGGUUACAAUUACUGUGAACUGUGCAUCAAAAUAACCAUAUUUACAGGAUGACUUCCCAAUGAAGAAAUGACGACAUGAAGUUUCACAUUUUAUAACUUUUUACUUUAUGAUUCAAAAUCAUUGUAAAUUAACAGACAAAUCAUGUUGCAAAUUGUUCAAAGUAUAAAUGACACAUGGAAUAGCAGAUACAACAGAUACUGUGGGAUGCAUCUUUUGCUUCUUUGGCUAAAUGCAAGUUACAUCAAGUAUUUUGGAGGGAAUCUUGUUGCAAGAGCCAGAGAGUUUUCUCUUCCUUUCUUAUCAAACUUGCCACAGUAAUUUCUAACCUUGCCCCUAGGGCAUCAUGCAUGUUUGAUUUCCAUCCCAUCUUACCAUGUGCCAUUCCUGGAACAACUCACCACUCAGUGGAUUUCUGCACCAAGACCUGCAUCCCUUGCAUCAAUGCCAUCUUUGAAAGCCUGCUGUGCAUUUGGAAGCAUGUGAGCAUUUAGCAGUUGCCCUGCUCUUUUUUUAGACACUGUAAGGAGAGAUGACUGAGAAGGGGAAGUUGGAAUCACAUUUCUUCGACAGGUACUUGGAAAUUCUGGAUAGCAUGGUGAUACAAUGAAGAGGUGUUCUUUUCCCUGAGGACUGUUAGGAGGCCACACCAUCAGGCAAACCCAGCCUGGUCGGAGAUCACCAACUGGGCAAUCUCAGGAGUACAGAGAACCGGGCUGCAGUGCUGAAAGAGAUUGAAUGACACCCUUGGUCCAUCAGGUGAUUGCCUACAUGUUGUUGAUCCCAUGCCUGUUGCUGGACAAGAUGUUGAAGCUUAUUGCUUGAGGUGUGAAUGUAAAUAUGAAGAGCGAAGCACAGUUACAAUUAAGGUAACGAUCAUCAUUUAUCUGUCAAUUCUGGGCUUACUGUUGCUUUAUAUGGUUUAUCUGACAUUGGUAGAACCCUUGCUGAAGAAACGUUUAUUACGUUCACAGUUACUACAGAAUGAAGAUGACUUUGGGGACACACAGCCAUUUGCCAAUGCCCAUGAAAUACUGUCCCGUUCUCGGUCACGAACCAACAUGUUGAACAAAGUUGAAUAUGCACAGCAGCGCUGGAAGAGACAAGUUCAAGAACAGAGGAAAUCAGUUUUCGAUCGCCAUGUUGUCCUCAGCUAAAAACACUCUCAAGUACAUAGAGGAAUACAGGAAGUGAUAAAUCAGUGGACCUAUAGAAAUAAUCUGUAUGACAAUCGUUAUGGCCCUAACUGCUUGUUGUAUUCGUUUUAUACCUUAAUUCUUCUUACCCUUGGUUCUUUGAGGAAAUAAUAUAGAAUAAUAAUCAUGUUAAUAGUUUGAUAUUCUUUCUAUAUCAUGGUUUAUUUUAAUACAUUUUCACCCUAAAUUAUCAUAUAGUUGUGGAAACAAAACCACAACAUAACAAGUGAUGGUAAACUAUUAAUAAAAUAGAGCUAGAAGUUAAUUUUUUUCCUGGAUGCUUUAAUUAUGGGGCAGUUACAGAACAAUAACAUGGGAUAUUAACAAAAGACUAAGACUUGCUGCUUUUGAUAUAAAUCACAGAAUUAUUGUUAACAAAAUUUGUUCUUUGUGGCAUUCUUCCUGCCCAAGUUUUUUUUUGCCCCCCCAACAUCCCUUUGAUUUUUGUUUUUAAUCAACAUUUUUUAUUUAAGUCAUGAAUCCUAAAGAUAGCAAUUGUACAAUAAUUGAUAAUUCAUCAAACUUAUAAUAGUUCCUCCCUCUGACCAGAAAUUGUUUGCAAUUUAUUAGAAAUAGAGGAAAAGAAAUUAAAAUACAAAACUUACAACUUCACCAAUUAAAAAUAAUUUGGUUUAGUCAUUGUUCUAGCCCUAAACAUUAUAGAAAUAGCCUAAUUUUGAAUUUUUUUUUAAAAAAAUGGUGCUAGAAUAUGAUACACCUUUACAGCAGUUUUUACAUCAGUUUUUUUUCUCUAUUGUACAGUUAGUUAAUGGAUUUUGCAAUUCAUUAGUAGUCUUAGUUUAUUAUCCCCAAUUUUCAUUUCAUUUACCUUCUCUUGUGAAUGCAGUAGCAGUCACUUGGAGACAUAGUUCCAUUAGUGCGACGUACUCCUUUCCUGUUAAGUUGUUCAAGCCUUGACCAAGACAUUGGUAACUAAUUUCACUGUAGAAAAUACCAUAACCAUUCCCAAACUUGUCUACAACUAACAUCCAUGUGCAUUUUCUAGUGGACCUCAUUGGAUGCUAAUAAUAAGCAGGCUGUUUUGCCUAAUGCAUCGCCCAACUAAUGGGAAUGAAACCUGAUGUUGUGUCCCAUCCCCUCACCCCACCCUUACAGCUAAUUCGAAACGAUCAAGAGAUUGAAUACAGUCAUUCUGGUUGGUAUCAUUCAGUAAAGUGACAUAGAGUAUAUUCACCCAAGACAAAUUCUGGCCUUAAUGUAUAAUUAAAUGCUAACACAUAAGAGGUCAGUGUUUUUAUUCUUUUAUAUUAUCAUUUUAAGCACUGCUGUGUACAUCGCUGAAAUAUGUUUUGCUCUUCACAGCUGGUGGCUAGGCUAGUAGGUUUCUGUCCAUACUGUUUUGUAAGCACUGCCAAAAGAUAGAAGUAACUAAAGUUAUUUUGCCACUUCCUUUUUCUAUAGAAAGGAGCAUUCACAAGCAAUAGCAGAACUGAAAUUAACUUGCCAAGUGAAGAGAAAUAAGCAAAAUGGCCAGCUAAUCCAUGUAUAACAUUAGUCAUUGAGUGCUGCAUCAUUACUUCACCAGGUUCAUUUUACCUGUUCAGUGAAUGCCAUGCAAAGUUGAGAGAAAAUAGUUAUCUGAUAAAAAGCAUGUUAUUUUAAGCUGGUAAACAAAGUUCUAUAUUGUAUUCUGUUGAGACACUAAAUUGCUGAUAUAUUUAACUAGGGAUUAAAUUUGAUCAUGCCAUAAGAAGAUUUACAAGAAAUGCUAUGGAAUGAUAAGCCAACAGCUACUGUAAACAUUUAAAUAAUAUGUUCCACAUAGAUAAUAACUAAAGAAUGGAAUUGUAUAGAAUUUACAUGUGCAUUCAGUAUUUAAAUUGAACAGACUAGAUAAUACUAGUCCCUUAAUUUAGGCUGUAUUUCUCCCUCCCAAUGAUACCAAUGUAUAAGUUCUGGGACCUUUUUAUAAGCUGUAAUUAAUAUAUUAAAAAAACUGAGUUUUAAAA
Molecule: messenger RNA, 3241 nt
Organism: Rhincodon typus (whale shark)
Lineage: Eukaryota; Metazoa; Chordata; Chondrichthyes; Orectolobiformes; Rhincodontidae
Gene: tmem9b
Product: TMEM9 domain family, member B
Exons: 4
Coding region: 861-1232 (123 amino acids)
Biological process (GO): positive regulation of canonical NF-kappaB signal transduction
Cellular component (GO): lysosomal membrane
Source: RefSeq, a predicted model, not a curated record